Molecule: messenger RNA, 2047 nt
Organism: Salpingoeca rosetta
Lineage: Eukaryota; Choanoflagellata; Craspedida; Salpingoecidae
Exons: 12
Coding region: 114-1949 (611 amino acids)
Molecular function (GO): protein binding
Source: RefSeq, a predicted model, not a curated record
CGCCAAACCUUCGAAAAGCGCGGAAACACACAAACCACACACAACAACAAGCACACACAAGCACACAGUGCGGCAAGUUGUCUCAACACACAAGCAGACCUGCAACCACCACCAUGUGCGGGAGCGGUAGAGCUGAUGCGAUGGAGACGGAGAUGGAGAUAGAGAUGGAGAUGGGAGUGGACGUGCAGGUACCGCCACUGCCGCCCGGCCCUCCGCCACGCAGCGCUGUUCGCAAAGCAAGGAAGCGAGCAAAGCGGCAACCGCAACACCCAGAACACAACGAGAUGGACCAUGACGACGACAAUGACAACGACACAGACUUGAUGGAUUCGGAUGCUUCACCGCCCUCCUCUCAACCCACACCGCCAAUCGUGUUUGCUGACUCGUCCCCAGAAGAACCCUCUCUUCGACUCUCGCAACAAGCGGCGGCUGUCGCUGCCUUUUUCACACCCCGAUCACGAAGACGCUCAUCUUCCUCAGCAACAGCAAGCACAGCGCCUGCAUCGAAGCCCAAAACAUCUGCAAAGCCCCGCCUUCGUCGCCGGUCACGCAGCGCCAAGUCCAGCCCCAUCACCUUUCCCACCCACACUGUCCAGCUGACCGACUGGAGCAACCCGCCCCUGCCCUCCACGCGCGCACAGCAGCGCUUUUCGACGGCUGCUCUAUUUCACGCGUCUCGCACUCGACUCCGCCCAGGGAUGCAGACAACACAAAGACACAUGUCCCUGUCUCACAUGCUGCGAAAGGGCGUAACCCUCACCAACGUGGCGUCGGCACAUGUUGGCCAGUCCAUCGACACCCUCCUUCUCCGCUACUCCCAAGGGUGGCAGAGCGGGUGCCUUGCAGCAUGUAUUGAUGGCGUGUGCGAGUUGUUUCAAGACGAAGAAGAGGGUGGCAUGCAAGCCUACGACCACGCAAUUGAGCUUGGCAGCAGUGCUGUCUUCGACAUGGCGUGGGUGCCACGUGAACCGCUCAUCUCCUUUGCCGUCGACCGUCACUGCCAACUUGUCAAUCUCCACCGCAUCGAAUACAAGACCACAUUUGAUGCCGGGAACUUUGAAACUGUGUCGGCGAUUGAUGCCAACCCCGACUGCAAAGAUGUGCUUGGGAGCGGGACGAAGAGCGGGUCCAUCGCCCUGUGGGACCGCCGUGUAUGUGGCGGCGCAGCCGUCAUGGGCACGCACGCAACAUACGCAAAGCCUGCACGCGAGUGGCGUAUUGACACACUGUCCACGGUCCGUUCAAACAGCAGCACCAACACGAGUCCCAUCAACAGCAGCACCGGCAGCACCGCUGGGCAGACGGCACCAAGAUUCAGGCAACAGCGGCCAUUGACCGUCACAAGUCGGGUCGUUGACAACAAUCCUGCUGCACCCUCAUCAUCGUCGUCGUCGGCGUCGUUGCGUCAGCGACCAGCACCGUCGCCAGCUGUGCACCGCAUUCGCUUCUUCCCAGACGGUCGACACUUUGCCACAGUCACAGAGCGCAGCGGCGUUCUGCUGUGGGACAUGAGGAAACCGUACCGUGCGCACGCCCGCCAGCCAACACCGGUUUGCUCCAUUGAGCCGCAACUGCGCACACAACGAGGGAGCAACUUUAUGCAGUUUGACAUUGACACGACUGGUCGGCGAAUGAUGAUUGCGUCAGCAGCACUCGACACCGUUGUCUGCGAAGGGUUCAUGGAGAACGCGUUCUCGCACGUGGUGCUGCGUGAUUCCGGGAUUGGAUAUGCACUCGACACACACAUGUCCCCCGAUGGCACCGUUGUCGCCAAAACAACGUCGCUGGGACUGCUUCUCUGGCAGGUGGAUGAGCCCAACAACGGCUACACCGCCCUAGAUGCAACGCCACUAGCGUUUGCAUUUGCACCGACCAGACGCAAGCUGCGCUUCGCCGGCUUUGACUGGGCAGACACGCUCAUGGCCGGGACAAUAACGACGGCGCGGUGAAGAUGUACGCUUGUCACAUGUAACUGACACUACGUAAACUACGCAAACUGUGCAAACUGUUGUCGCUUUAUUGAAACAUUAAAGUAUGCAACGCAGUG